Molecule: messenger RNA, 2169 nt
Organism: Synchytrium microbalum
Lineage: Eukaryota; Fungi; Chytridiomycota; Chytridiomycetes; Synchytriales; Synchytriaceae
Exons: 13
Coding region: 1-2169 (722 amino acids)
Biological process (GO): ribonucleotide metabolic process; RNA catabolic process
Cellular component (GO): nucleoplasm; ribonuclease H2 complex
Source: RefSeq, a predicted model, not a curated record
AUGAUUGUGACCUCUGUCGGCAGUCCUUCGUGGUGCUCAGCAGCACCACCACCACCACCGGUGUCGACAAUUUCUUCUAAAGGACGUGCAAUUGUGGAUUUAUCUUCUUCUAAACCCAAGUCUACCACCAGUAACGUCUUGAUCUCCCUCGCCGAAACUCUAUAUGUUCCUGCUUCUACCACAACUAGCAAAAGCUUCGUGGAUGUUCCCUUUGAAUUCGAAUUACCAGAUGAUCCGUCGUCGCCUAUGAAUGAUCGGUGGGUCCUACCGCCGUCACAGAGCUACAAGACAGCGGCUUAUGGGUUUCAAGUCCACUAUGAACUCGAGGCACACGUCGCUCAGAAUAGGCCAAUGAGCUUGACGAAUCGGCUAUCACGGAAAGAAUCUACUAAUUCAUUAAUAUUUCUAAUAUCUUUAAACUACAUCUCGGGGAAGAGCUCGUCGAGUACAUCAACUUCAACAACAGUGCCUGUUACUCUCAAGUUUUAUUCGAAAGCCAGUCUAUUGGCGUUACUGGACUUUGAUGAUGAUCCGUAUAUAUUUGGGCAUACGUGGCAGUACUUGGACGUAGUGGUAAUCAGCAGUUGUAUGGCAGGAGGGCGUAUGGAACCUGUCGAUAUCUCAGUCACGGCAAAUCCACAUAAAAAGAUACAAAUCACCAAAGCUAAUGUUUCCUUACUAGAGAAGCAUACUGUAUCAGCAGGAUCAUCUCUAGUCGAGCAAACCAGGGUUCUAGAAAGUGCGAUGCUAAUGAAGCUGGACUCGUCGUUGACCGACGCGACUCAGGAGUUGCACGCAAGAUUAUACGUCAUUGCCGAUAGUUUACCGUCUGAGGAUCUACCAUUUGCUCCGAUUAGUCUCGAGGUUGACUCAACACCUUCACCAACAAGCUCAGCAUCUUCUCCGGACUCUAUAUUCUCAUCAAUGAUGCUGAGCCCGGAAGCUGCAUAUAAUUCCCUGCUUCGUCGAAACAAUAGCUUUACGGACUCAUCAUUGCAACGUAGUAGGUCUACCGACUCUUUGAAUAAUAUGAUUACUACUACUACAAUCGCAUCACAUUCCCAUGCAAUGACACGUGGAACUGUACGCCAUACCAAUGGAGCCUCUUCUAGUUCAACUCUACCGAUACUAGGCAUGACGAGCAACGUAUGCUUUGACGUGCAGCAUGAGAUCCAAGUAUCAUUCACGGUGGGAGUCGAUGGCAAGUAUACAAACCUCUCGUGUGUCUUCCCCUUCAGGGUAACUAGUAUCAGGUCAUCGGACGCAUUGGAUCUGCUUCAAGAGCAGCCAGAUCUUAUACCGCCGUCGACGUAUGAAAAGGCUAUAGGCCUUCGCAGGAAUCUGGACCAUCAUCCGGCUUGGCGAAUAUCUACGGCUUUUGGAAUAGAUGAAGCUGAUGGACACGUCAACUUGCUAGAAUUGCAACGUGUAGACUCGGAAAGCACUCGGUCAUGGUUUUGUGGAAAUUCAGUCAUUCAAGAUGGAAGCUUUUUCAUGGUCUCGCCAUUUGAUCCUCUCUUCUUGCUGCUUCCAAUUUUGACCAAACUUCGCAAGAAGACUGAAGAAUCGGAGGGUGUCUUUUUAUCACUGGAUGAUAUCUUGCACCAUGACGAAUUUCCAAAGUUGACCAUGUUGUCUGGAAUCACUGUUUUGGAUGCCAUUUGUGACACGAAAGUCGCUGGUGCUGACUUUCUGUUUUAUCGACUGAAUGAUGACAAAACACUGUCAUGGCUUAUGACAAAGGUCAAAACUCUACAAGAAAAGACUCAUGAUUCGCCAGUUUUCGAGUCAGCAAGGAGAGAAGAACAUGGGAUGUCACCAGAGGAAGCCAAAGAAAAGAGAACAAAAUUGACUCUGCGAAUACUUUCAAGUUGCUUACCAAAGGAAUGGGAAGAUCGACUUGUUGCUUCGUACACAUUCUCUGAUCAACCCAAAGGAGGAGAAUCAGAAGAGUACCAUUAUUAUGAUGCAACCAAAGGCCCAUCUUCCAUUCGACCUCCAGAAACAUUUGGCAGCGGUGAUGGCAAGAAGCGGGGUGCUCUUCCCAUGUCGGCAUCUCAAGAAGCCAAGAAAAAGAAGGCCAAGUCCACUUCGAUGGGCGUCAAGGCUCUUUCCAAAGUCAAUACGAGUAAAAUGAACAAGCUAGACUCGUUUUUUACGCGUAAAUGA